Messenger RNA from Scomber scombrus (Atlantic mackerel), 2058 nucleotides. RefSeq names its product filamin binding LIM protein 1 (gene fblim1). The record is from RefSeq and is a predicted model, not a curated record. Bases 451 to 1626 code for a protein of 391 amino acids. Lineage: Eukaryota; Metazoa; Chordata; Actinopteri; Scombriformes; Scombridae. Gene Ontology annotation, biological process: cell-cell adhesion. Gene Ontology annotation, cellular component: stress fiber; focal adhesion. The transcript has 9 exons. Gene Ontology annotation, molecular function: filamin binding.
UGAGGGAGGUAGGGAAAAUAAAGCUGAUAGAACAAUAAGCCAGAGCUGCACAGGAGAGAAAAAGAGGACAGACAGAGCUAGAGAGUUGCUUGGAAAGGCAGGUAGAGUCACAUCCAGCUGGUAUGCAAAAAGAUAAGGAGUUGGGAGGUGGCUGUGUGUCUUACUUAAGGACGAAAACCUUAUCAGGGAGGUGGUAUUGUCAUUCAGCCAGAGCAGGAGGAGGGGUCGACGGAGAGAGUUGGGGAGGGAGGUACAGAAGGAAAAGGAGUGGCCUUCUGUAGAUAGUCGCCCUCUCUGCCGGAGUUUAAGUCCUCUCUUCUCAGUGGCAGCUUGCAGGAGGGAAAACAGUGAAACAAACCAGAAGUGUUGAGAUACAAAGCAGGGAAGGAGAAAGGAGAGAAGACUUCAGACCACAUUUUCUCCCAGACUGUAUGUGGGUUUUACACAAUCAUGGCAUCAGCAGCUUCACCAAAAAGGAUGGUGUCCUCUGUCUUCAUCACUCUGGCGUCUCCUUACCGAGCCACUGUGACACAGCAGCAACCCGCCCUCCAAGCUCACAGUGUCCCAGCUAGAGACGAGCAGCAUACUGCUGUACGAGUCAACCCAAGUGACAGCGUCCCUGCCCUCAGACAGAAGAAAGAGGACCACUCGCCUUCUGACAUCUACGCCAGAGUAGACAAGAAAGGCCGGACCCCUGCAGGGGCCCCAGCUCGAGCCUCCGAACCUCAGAGCCCCAAAACUGUCCAACCUGGACCCAGCAGAGGAAAGCUGCAAGAGGACAGGGGUGCUGCAGACAUCUUCCCUCCUCCUCCUCCUCCUCCUCCUGCUGUACUGCCUUCAUCUGUGGGACCAUCGUUGUCUGAAGAUUCAGCACUUCCACCACCUCCAUCUGCCCAGAUGCCUCCCUCCCAUCCUCUAACCCCAGGCCAGCGGCCAGUUUACAACAGAGAAGUGGAAACAAGCACACCAUCUAGUGGGUUAAAACAAAAUGAACAAUCCCGAGGGAUCCACAAAAAUGACCAAGACACGAGUGAGAAGAAUACAGAGGUGUGCGGCUUCUGUCGGAAGCCCGUGGCUCCUUCUGAACCAGUGAUAGAGGCCUUAAACAGGAAUUACCAUGAUGGUUGCUUCCAGUGUAGAUCUUGUCACAUCCCUCUGGCUGGUAAACAGUAUUACAACAAGGCGGGAAUCCCACUCUGUGAAGACUGCUACCAGGCCAGUCUUGAGCUUUGCUGGGCAUGCGGUGAGGUUAUCAAAGAUCAAGUGAUCCGCGCUCUUGAGCGAGUGUACCACCUUUCUUGUUUCACUUGUACAACGUGUAAACAGCAAAUUGGAGAGCAAAGCUUUGCUCAGGGAGAAGUUGGAGAAGUUUACUGCCUCCAGGACUAUUACAGGAAGUACGCUCCAAAGUGUAACGCCUGCAACCAGCUAAUCAUUCCCAAAGAAGACGGUACUGACAGCUACACUGUUGAAUGCCUGGGAAGUACCUACCAUGAGAACUGCUACAGAUGUGAGGUCUGCGUCAUCCAGCUCUCCCCUGAACCAAAUGACCAUGGCUGCUAUCCUUUGGAUGGGAGGAUGCUUUGCAAAUCUUGCCACCUGACCCUGGUUUCUGGCCAGCACUAACGCUGGAUUUUUAAACUGCAGCCAAAAUGUCACAUGUCUUUCCCCAAUAGAACAAUAACUAAAUAUGGUUAUUCCUACAUUAUAUCAUGCUUUCUGAAGAGCCUCUCGUUCUUCUUUUGUACUUGAUAUUUUUGCACUCAAUAAACAAAAAAAAUGCACCGAAUAUAUUUAUGCAAGACACAUUUGGCAAGAAUUAUUUGAACUUGUGUAAAUCUCCAUCAGUAUACUGUCUCUAAAUCAUGUUAACCUUUCGCAUAAAAAUAAACCUUUAUAUGAAAAACCUUUAUAUAAAAAUAAAAUAAUAUAUUUUAUCUCCAGCUAUAUAUAACAUUUGUUAAAUUACACACAAACUAUCAGAAAUGAUCAAUAUGUGGAAAAAUACAAUUUCAUUCACAAGUAUGACUGUGUAACAUGUAAAAUGCUAACUUUUAG